This is a messenger RNA of Plodia interpunctella (Indianmeal moth), 8452 nucleotides long. RefSeq lists its product as uncharacterized. Bases 610 to 6591 code for a protein of 1993 amino acids. Gene Ontology annotation, biological process: monoatomic ion transport; transmembrane transport. Gene Ontology annotation, molecular function: monoatomic ion channel activity; protein-containing complex binding. Gene Ontology annotation, cellular component: membrane. Lineage: Eukaryota; Metazoa; Arthropoda; Insecta; Lepidoptera; Pyralidae. The transcript has 29 exons. The record is from RefSeq and is a predicted model, not a curated record.
UUGGCACAAGCGGAGGCGAGCGCGCGGGCCCGCGCCCUUCUCCCGCCAUCGGAAAAUUCAAAUUUGGAAUCACAAACGGCAGAUUAAAAUUUAAAAAAUAUAACUCUUAGGUGACGUAUUCUAUGCCUAAUUUGUUCGUAAGUUGGUAUCAUAACUCUGUAUGGAAAUAAAAGUAUUAAUUUGUGUGUAAAUUAGGCUGUGUAACUUUUGGAAAAGAUUGUUAAUUGUGUAAAUGUGUGUGACAGUACGAUUUGUAAGGGACUUAAGUCAGUAGUCAUAAGGGUCAUCGAAAUGAAAUAUGAGAUGUAAACUGUGCCACAUACAUCAGUGGCAUUUGAAGGCCUAAAUCAAAUUUAAAAAAAAAAGUUUUAUAAAAUUCAAUCGAAGUGAACUUGAAUUAAAAACGUAUACAUUCAACAAAAUAAUGCACAAGUGAAUAAUAUGUGGUGAAGCAAUUGAAAAUAUAAUCACAAAUAUUUAAUAGAUCUAAUAUAAUUUUUUCAAAUAAUUUCAGUGAAUUUAAUUCUCUAUUUUCCUUAUGCAAUCUAUGGUCCGUGUUUUUACUGAUACCCCUCAUAAAAAGGAAAGUAAAAUAUAAAUAAAUAAAUAAUGAAGCUAAGCGUGAGCGCGUUCCGUGCGCAAGCGACGGCGCACAAGAAGAUUCUGACGUCAUCGUACCAGCAACACUAUGGCAGCACCGCGGCUCCGCCCUGCCCUCUGCAACAUACCAAUUUUACUCCGACGCAGGCAGAAGAAGGCACAGGUAGAACAUCGGAGGGGGAGGACAAUGAUGGCAGCGAAGUCAACAUCGGCUCCUCUCGGGUUCUGUCGGCUGCUACGUCGAGGGAAGAGGACGAUGAUUCGAGCAACAACGCCAGUAGCGAAAGCAAGAGUCCUGGACAGAGGCCGAUCAUUGCAUCGAGCUCAUCAAGCUCUCACAAGUCCAUGUCAGAGCGACCAGCGUCUGACACUGACAAAGUCACCAAAUGGCGGCAUGUACAAGCGGUCAUGGCAUACUACCAAGCACUAAGGAAAAUUAAAAGAACAAAGUCCAACCAAAGGUGGAGGAAGCUUCGUACGACGGUGCAGAUCGGCUCCGCCAUCCAGAAGAAGCCUACUCUAAAGAGAGAGGAUUCCUUCCUCAAGAGGUUCUCAACGCGCCAGACGCCGGCUACGCAGGAAACUGUGGAAGAUACGGGUUCGGAGGGCGCCACUGGCGACGGCCACAGAAGCGCAAACAGGCAGAGACGGCGGAAAGUGCGCGCGCCCCGGAGUGUGGUGAAUCCAGACGAGAACUUCUACUUCUACUGGCUGUGGCUCAUCACGCUCUGCGUUUUGUAUAACUUCUGGACUUUAAUCGUGAGACAGAGUUUCCCAGAAUUACAGAUCAUGUGCCACUACUUCUGGCUGACGUGUGACGGUAUCAGCGACGUGGUGUUCGCGCUAGACCUGGUCGUGCAGCUGCGGACUGGAUAUCUGGAGCAGGGGUUAAUGGUGUACGAUUCAAAGAAGCUGGCGAAGCACUACCUGACCUCCAGGCCCUUCUUGCUGGACAUCGCUUCGCUGACACCCCUGGACCUCAUCCAGCUGAAGAUCGGCACCAACCCUAUCAUACGAUUCCCUAGGUUUCUUAAGGUGUACAGAGCAGUCAGCUGCUAUUACAUAGUGGAGUCUCGCACGGUGUACCCCAACUUCUGGCGGGUCAUCAACCUCAUCCACAUCCUUCUCAUCCUGGCACACUGGUUCGGAUGCUUCUACUUCUUGCUGUCUGAGGCUGAGGGAUUCCAAGGUGACUGGGCGUACCCCCACCGGCCUGGCGACUACGCGACCCUGACGAGGAAGUACCUUGGCUCCCUUUACUGGUCCACCCUCACACUGACCACUAUUGGGGACCUGCCCACCCCUGAGACCAACUCUGACACGCAAGGAGGCCCCAAAUUUCUGCCGCGGCGCGGGCUAAAGUCCCGCCUCCUCCAGUUCAAGUCAAACCGAGGGUACGUGUUCACAAUAGUGAGCUAUCUGAUUGGCGUGUUCAUAUUCGCCACUAUAGUCGGCCAAGUUGGCAAUGUUAUCACCAACAGGAAUGCCAACCGUCUGGAGUUUGAAAGGCUUUUGGAUGGCGCCAAAACUUACAUGCGACAUCACAAGGUGCCAGGCGGUAUGAAACGUCGAGUCCUACGAUGGUACGACUACUCGUGGUCGCGUGGCAGGAUACAGGGCGGAGGGGACAUCAACACAGCUCUAGGGCUCCUCCCGGACAAGCUGAAGACUGAACUAGCGCUGCAUGUCAAUUUGAGCGUGCUGAAAAAGGUGACCAUAUUCCAGGAAUGCCAGCCCGAAUUCCUCCACGACCUCGUCCUCAAAAUGAAGGCGUAUAUUUUUACACCUGGAGAUUCUAUAUGUAGAAAAGGUGAAGUGGCGAGAGAAAUGUUCAUAAUAGCUGACGGGAUUCUAGAAGUCAUAUCGGAAACUGGCCGAGUUCUGACAACCAUGAAAGCAGGGGACUUCUUUGGUGAAAUCGGGAUUCUUAAUUUGGACGGUUUAAAUAAACGAACCGCGGACGUCAGGUCAGUAGGAUAUUCCGAGCUGUUCUCACUAUCCCGGGAGGACGUGCUGGCGGCUAUGAAGGACUACCCUGAAGCUCAGGAGAUCCUGCAGACCCUGGGCAGGAAGCGGCUGCAGGAGGCCAAGAGCAUGUCCAGGCAGAAGGGCAAAGGUGACCGUCGUGAAGUGAGUCCAGAUAAAAUGGGUGACGAUAGCACAUCUAAAGGAAUUGUUCGAAAAUUGAGAAGUGAUGUUAAGGGUAUCCGCAAUGCAAUCCGCAGCAGAUCCAGGGCUGGUCGUCGCUCAGGGGAGUCCCUGGAGCUGCAGGCGCUGGCCGGCGCGGAGCGCGCCACCGCCGACUGCAAGGUGCUGCGGAGGAUGCCAAGGGUUGAGAGCGAUGACUCCCAACCACAUCCUCACGAGGAUAACAACGGUGAAACAACAUCAGGUAGCAAAGAUGGGGAAAAAUGUAUAUCUCCGAUUGGUGCGGGUCUUCCAUUAUUAACACGACUGAAAAUGCUAAAGGAAAAACAGGAUCGCGAAGAAAAAGUAGCAAAACAAAGGCAUACAUCAUCCCCAGUAUCUUUAACUCAUCCGACACCAUCAACAAGUUCUGCUCCAGAUGGUGAAGCUGAAGUUAUAGGCGCUGGUCUGCCUCUCAUCCAAAGAUUACUUCUCCUUAAAGCUAAAGAAGAAAGAGAAAAGAAUCAAUUGACUCCAGCAACUAGCAAUCAACCGUCUAGCUCGGAUACUAUAAGUCCGAGCUCUAUAAAAAGUCCUCUUAGUCCAACAAUAAAAACUUUAAGUCCUAUUAGAAAAGGUUCAGAAUCAAGUUCUCCAGGAAAACUUCAAAGUCCAACGACAAAAACAUCUAGGAAAAAUUCCUCGGGCUCUAGCGAUGGUGCUUCUCGACCCAAAGUCAGUUUUAGGGACAAAAUACUUCAAGUCCAAAGUGAUGGGACUGCAGUUUGUCAACCGCUUAGCAAAGAUGCGAGUGAAAAGCCUGCAGCUGUAGUAGAACCUACUCCAAAAACAGAAAGUAACUUAAUAUCCAUUCCCCAUUCUGUGGUAAGUAAAAUAAAAUCACCAGCGAAAUCAGUUGGCUCCACUUUCAGAGACAAAUUAAAACUAUUACAAGGAGGUGGUCAAAAAGAUUCUGAAAGUUCACAAGAAAAAAGUAAACCUCCGUCAUUAGAUAAAACAUCAGUUGAAAUAAUACCUGCGCAAAAUACAGAAACGAAAGAAGAAUUAAAACCAACAAAAAAGCCUUGGUCGAAAUUAAAAAAGGCCGCGAUAUUAGGAGAGUCUAAAAGCCAAAGUAAAUCUAGUAUAGAAGAGAAAAAAGAUACUGAAAUGGUGGAAAGAGAAGAAUGUAAAGUAGAAGCGGUUGUAAAUAUAAAUGUACCUAUAGUUACUACGGCGGAGCUUGUUAAAAUAGACAAUAAUAAUCUUCAAGGUUGUAGUGAUAAUGCUAAACAAGAUAAACCUAAAAUUUGUUUAACAAGCCCUUUGGAACCCGUCCAAGAAAAAUCCUUAGAUUUAUUAACUUUAUCGCCAAAAAAAAGUUUUAAAACAAUUGAGCCAAAAUUGACGAGUUCUGGGACGCUUUUGCCAAAAUUUAAAAAAUAUAGAUCAAUUGAUGAUCUAUCACCAGAAUAUGGUGGUUUACCAUUUGUCAAAAAAUUAAAAAUUUUAAACGAGCGUCAGAAAUUGGCAGAAUUAGAAAAAGUUGUAAAAAUUCGCAGUUCAAGUCUAGAUUGCACUAGUUCUUCUGAAGAUUUACUCGCUGACACCCUAACAAGAAGUCAUUCUGAAGGAAGUACUAUGGACAAAAGAAAAUAUAAAAGAAAAUCAAUAGAUUCUGUCGGUAGUCAUGAAUCUAAUGAAACGCUUGAGAGAAGAACACUAAAAUCAAUUUUGAAGAAACUUUCAGAGGAUGUUACUCCUUCAGAGAGUCCAGAGAGAAGUAAUGAAUUAAGAAGAUUGAUCAGAGCACCUACUUUGGAAGGAUAUGCUGCAAGACAUUCAAAAUUUGCUAAGAGCGUAACGUUUCAUCGUCAUACACUGCCGUCUCCACCAGGUAGUGCACCAGCAGAUGCUAAAAGUGGAAAUUUCCAAAUGCCUGAUCCAGUCUCAGAAAUGACAGUAUCUACGCAAGCUAUUACAGAAAGAGAAGCCGCACUAUGUACUCAAAAUCAAAUAGUCCGAAACACCAACGAAACAGUUGUCACUUCCGAAGACUACGGUUUAAAUAUAAGAGCCGAGUAUGAGUUACAACAAAAUGCAGAUCAAAUAUACGAUUUCAAAACAUUGAGGCCAGAAGAAAUAAAAGUGCCUUCUGAGAAACCUAAGUUAACACUAAUAUCGGCUGUAGCUAACCAAAGAAAACUUUUGAGAGGUUCACUUGAAGAACAAGAAUAUUUUGGCGAGGUCCUACUAGGUAUUAAGCAAGUCAUCCAAGGACAUUUGCAUGAUGUUCAGGGGAAAUUUCAGGAAAGAUUCAACAGUUUAGAGAACGAAGUACGAAAACGGGAUGAAAUAAUAACGCAACUACAAAAACGCAUUCAAGAACUCGAAAGGCUGGGACUUUCAGGAUUACCUCCUCAAAUAACGGAAACAGAACAACGACCUUCGCCCGAAGACAAUAUCGCAAAUCAACCUUCAAAAAACGGAAGUUCGGGCAGUGAAGAUCUUUCUGGUGCUGAAGAAGGGUUCAUGAGAGGCGAUUCGUUAGACACAGUAUUCGCGACAUCACCUCCAACUGUCAGUGCUGAUGACGAAGACAAAGAAAAAGCCGAAGAAUCAGAAUCAGAAGAACCAGUAAAAUCGUUAUCAGCAGAGGAAUUAACUGAAGACAAACUAACAGAGAUUACUGAAUUAGAACUAGGGAAGUUAUCGUAUUCAGAACUGCAGAGUUUAGCUGAGUCUUUGUCGAGUAGAGUCGAUAAAACCUCGUCGAAAAAAGAGGAGUGGACAGCGAGUAAGUCGAAGAGGUUGGAUCUGAAUUUGGACGGGAAGGCUGGGACGUAUUCUAGAAAGCGAGCGGCGAAAUUGAGACAGAGGAAGUCAUGGGAAGACCAAAGUGACCAGGAAAGCAUGGAAAUGCACGAUUUGACUCGACCAAUGUCCCCGCAAAUGACAUCGGAGGACCGCUCCCUGCUGAGCCCAGAACAGUCGUCCCUUCGCACCAGUCGACGCGGCAUCCAUCCGUUCCACUUCUUCGGAACACAUCUUGACACAACCAAGUCUAAGAUCAAGAAGACGCUGUCCGUGGAUACGGGGAUGCAUCAUACUGGACGCAAUGAGAGAAGGCCCGCCCGCCAAGGCCGUCAACACCGCAAAUUCAGUUUGGGCUCAAUCUUCGGCUACAAGAGCGGCGGAACUCAGAAACCCAGCAGCAACUGCAACGAGGUGGUUUUAGACAUCGGCAGCGACUACAGUUGGAGCGACACGACAUCGACCUCUUCAAGCAGCGAUUCAGAAUCUCUUCCCCGCACGCCCAUGUUUGAAGAGUUCAUCGAAAAUAGCAGAAGAGGACGCGCCGGCAGCUCCAGCCAUGAAAAUGUGUCUCCUAUAAGAGCAAGUGGAGGAGACUGGGAGGUGAUGAUGCUGGCCGAUGAGUUGGAGAAGAGGGAGCGAGAGAAGGAGAGGGAGGAAGCGAGAAGGCACCACUACCCGACCACUUUAAGAGAUUUAGAAGAGGAAUCGGACACGCCGCAGCGCGAAGACAGCCCGGACGAGUUCUCCAACAUCGGGGACUCCAACUCGUCGUCCACCACGCAGCUGCUGUCGCAGUCCACCAGCGAGCCCUCGCAGAGGUCCCUUGAGACCUCCUUCACAGAGGGCCCCAGGUCUGGCCGGGAGUCCAGGCAGCAACGAGGCGGGUCCUUGGUAGAAACGGUACGACCCGAUUCGUCUCUCCGGCAGUCGCGAGGUCUGAUCCUCCGAGCCGCGAGUCUGGACCGAGAAACCACUCCCAACACUUCCCAGACACGACGAUUUGGUUCCCUCAAGAGUUCCAGCACAGACUCCCACAAGAGACUCUGAUCCGUUUCGCUAAACGGAACUCACAGGUCCAACGGAUCGAACGAUCCUAACGGAAUUGUCAAUGGACCUCGGGGAUCCGAAGUUAAAAAAUGUUGCCCUAUCGAAAAAAAUGGUAGAAUUGGGCAGUCAAUACCUAAUCCUAAAGAGAACGAGAGAAACAAUGUGAUAGAUAUAGCUCAACAUGUUGAAUUGAGAAAUGAGAAUGUAGAUGGAAAUGAUAAUAGAGUAGGUCGAAAUGAAAGAGAGAAUGACGCGCCUAGCGGUCAAUUAUUUGUGGUUAUUAUAUUGUUUUACGAAAACUAUGACUAUAUUUUACUUUUGUUCCUAGACUAAGUGUGGGAGAGAGAUGUUUGUUUUAUCUUUAUCUUAGUCUUGUAGUUUCUUGAAACGAACGUUAAUAACGAAGUUAGAUGCAGUCUUUUAAAAUAUAUAAUUAUUAUUGAUGGUCAGAUGCCAAUUUGGAAUAAAUGAUCUCUAUUUGGAAUAUUGGAAAGUUAUAAUAAAAUUACCUACACUAUUUCAAAAUCAUUAUCGUAGGCCUACCGUAUACGAGUAGACUCAAUAACUAUUAAUGUUUGUUAUCUACGGAAAUGGUUGCUAAUUCCAGAAUUAGGUAACAAUCGAAAUUAUUCAUAUUUUUAAAGGUCAAUCAUUCACUUCAUCACUUCACAAUAUAAAACGUUAUCAAUGGUAUGAUUUUUAAACGAAUCAUUAUUACUAAGCACAAUAUUAAUCUUUAUUUUUGUGAAACUCCAAAGAAACUAACAAACGAAUAUAAUAAUUCAUAUAAAACAUUGACAUAAGUCCGUUAAUAUACCUAUAUAGUGCCAAAAUAUAAAUUUAUAUCUUGUAGAUAAUUCAAAUUCUAUAGAUGUUAUGUCUAAUAUAAAAUAUUAAGAUUUUAAGUGAUGCUGUAAAUAAUAUUUUAUAGACUUUCUAUAGGUGUAAUUAUUAUUUUAAAAUACUUAUAUCAGAUAUUUGUAUUUGACUUGGUAUGUUUUAAAUCCUAGCUCUUGUAAUAAUUUUUGUAUUUAGUUUUAAAGAUUACGCAGAUUUUUUUAAAUGCAUGAUAAUAUUCAGGUGUGUACACAUAUAAAGCAUUUAAAACUGUCCUUUCUCGAAUUUCCAUCUGUCAUCACAACCUGAUUCAGCUCACUCGUCUGUGCUUAUUAAUCUGUUUACAUAAAUAUAUUUGCGUUUAUUUAGGUUUUAUACAUUAUAACUAUAAGCUUAUCUUCAAGCCGGCUCCACACUGUCGCCAAACUCUGACAGAUGUAGACGCGGUAAAUAAAAUUAUGUUCAUGACAUUGCAGUUUGUAUUGUUUCUACCAAGGAAGGAUUUUAUUUAACGCAAUGAAAGAUCAUGUGUAUGCCGGAUCCGGUAAAGUUUGCCGACAGUGUGGAGCCGGCAUCAAAUUUAAUGAUUUGAUUUCUCUAAAAAAAUUAAAACAGCUAAUGUUACCUAGAUCUGAAAAAUAAACCGAAUUUUAACGAUGGACAUAAUCCUAAUAACUGGGUACAAUUUUAUAUUUUGUAAGUAUUUUAACUACAAUACCUUAGCACAAGAUACCUAAAUACUAGAAAAAAAUAGCUGUAUUUUGACAGGUACCUAUUAGGUAGGUAGGUACUACUAGAAACUACUAAAAUAACUUACAAUAUUUUUAGAUAGUAAUAUAGCCCAAUUAAAUUGACUACGAAUGUAAUUAUCUAGUUAUAAAUUAUAUUAUAUCUAGUAUGUAAUAAACCUAUUAAAAGCACGUUAGUGAGAUAAUAAUUAUGGCGAUAGGAGUAUCUAAUUAAUUUUAUCUUAUUAUGUUUUAGGUGUAAACUAAAAAUAAAAUGAUAUUAUUAAAAGUAUCAA